Messenger RNA from Cetraspora pellucida, 218 nucleotides. NCBI's taxonomy places the organism in Eukaryota, Fungi, Glomeromycota, Glomeromycetes, Diversisporales, Gigasporaceae. The record is from the annotation of a GenBank genome assembly.
AAAUAAUUCAUCUGACGAUUUUUAUGGCCAACAAUCAUUGACAUCUAAUAACACUUCAUUUUCUUCAGACAGAAGCCCAAAUGAAGAUGCUGAUUUGAUUAGUGGCGAUAAUAGUAUACAAAAGGAUAAUUUACGUUUCUAUAUGUCUAAAAAUACUAUAAGACAAAAUGAGCAAACUUUAAAUAUCUCGUCUUCAGUCAGAAAUAAUUUACCUAAAA